GGAGUGCAGAGGAGUUGGGACUGACUGCAGCAGGGGAUAGUGUGACCGGUCACCAUGACGGACCAGCAGGCGGAAGCCCGGUCCUUCCUCAGCGAGGAAAUGAUCGCUGAGUUCAAAGCUGCCUUUGACAUGUUUGAUGCUGAUGGUGGUGGUGACAUCAGCACCAAGGAACUGGGCACAGUGAUGCGGAUGUUGGGCCAGACGCCCACCAAAGAAGAGCUGGAUGCCAUCAUAGAGGAGGUGGAUGAAGAUGGCAGUGGCACCAUCGACUUUGAAGAGUUCUUGGUCAUGAUGGUGAGACAGAUGAAGGAGGAUGCGAAAGGAAAGACUGAGGAGGAGCUGGCUGAAUGUUUCCGUAUCUUUGACAGGAAUGCUGAUGGCUAUAUUGAUGCUGAGGAGCUAGUGGAGCUCUUCCGAGCUUCAGGAGAGCAUGUGACAGAUGAAGAGAUCGAAUCUUUAAUGAAAGAUGGAGACAAGAACAACGAUGGCCGCAUUGACUUUGAUGAGUUCCUGAAGAUGAUGGAGGGUGUGCAGUAAGAAUCCAGCACAGCUCAGUCUUGUUUUGCCCCACCCUGCCCUGUCCCACAAGGGUUCAAUCUGAGAUUCAACUGGCUCCCAUCUCCCUGAGAUCAUUCAGGACUGUUCAUCCCUCCCCAUUGUCUUCUGCUGCCCUAUUCCCUCCCUUAUGUGAUAUUCCCUCUCCACUCCCUCCCUUGCCCUCCCUUUCCUGGGCCAGGAAUGUGUAAAUGUCAGUA
Vombatus ursinus (common wombat) is the source of this 755-nucleotide messenger RNA. RefSeq names its product troponin C2, fast skeletal type (gene TNNC2). Bases 55 to 537 code for a protein of 160 amino acids. NCBI's taxonomy places the organism in Eukaryota, Metazoa, Chordata, Mammalia, Diprotodontia, Vombatidae. The record is from RefSeq and is a predicted model, not a curated record. Gene Ontology annotation, cellular component: myosin II complex. The transcript has 6 exons. Gene Ontology annotation, molecular function: calcium ion binding.